This is a messenger RNA of Dentiscutata heterogama, 290 nucleotides long. The record is from the annotation of a GenBank genome assembly. NCBI's taxonomy places the organism in Eukaryota, Fungi, Glomeromycota, Glomeromycetes, Diversisporales, Gigasporaceae.
UUCAAGAGGCAUUAGACUUCCGUGCAAUGUUUGGUGGAUUAAUUAAUCAUAUUGUAACUGGUUCAGAACAAUUUCCUGGUUAUUUUAUUGGGCCUUUUCAUAAGAUUACCUUAUCAAUCAAGAUGACUAAAUUUCUUGUUCAAUAUUAUUCAAAUAUUUAUCUGAAUUAUAGCUUUCACAGUGAAAAUCAAAAACCAAAUUCAAAACAAUCAAUUCUAGUUUCUUUAACAGCCUGUCAAGCAAAAGCUCUUAAACUUGGAGAUGAAAUAUAUCAGUCAUUCAUUUUAUGA